Messenger RNA from Anopheles maculipalpis, 2848 nucleotides. RefSeq names its product pre-mRNA-processing factor 6 (gene Prp6). The coding region runs from base 43 to 2838 and encodes 931 amino acids. Gene Ontology annotation, cellular component: catalytic step 2 spliceosome; U4/U6 x U5 tri-snRNP complex. The transcript is spliced from 5 exons. Gene Ontology annotation, biological process: spliceosomal tri-snRNP complex assembly; mRNA splicing, via spliceosome. Gene Ontology annotation, molecular function: protein binding. The record is from RefSeq and is a predicted model, not a curated record. NCBI's taxonomy places the organism in Eukaryota, Metazoa, Arthropoda, Insecta, Diptera, Culicidae.
UUUAGUGAUUUUACGAUAAAAAGUGAAUAAAUAUUGCGAAAUAUGGCGCACAUACCAUCGGCAACGCUGGGCAACAAGAAUAAGAAACAUUUCCUUGGCGUUCCAGCACCGCUCGGCUAUGUAGCUGGUGUAGGCAGAGGUGCCACCGGAUUCACCACACGGUCCGAUAUUGGUCCAGCCCGUGAUGCUAACGAUGUGUCCGACGACCGACAUGCACCACCGGCGGCAAAGCGCAAAAAGAAGGAGGAAGAGGAGGAAGAUGACGAAGAUUUGAACGAUUCCAAUUACGACGAGUUUAGCGGGUACAGUGGUUCCCUCUUCUCGAAGGAUCCGUACGAUAAGGACGAUGCGGAAGCGGAUGCCAUCUACGAAAGCAUCGACAAGCGGAUGGACGAAAAGCGCAAAGAGUAUCGUGAGAAGCGACUGAAAGAAGACUUGGAGCGAUACCGUCAGGAACGGCCAAAAAUUCAGCAACAAUUUUCCGACCUGAAGCGUAAUCUUAUUGCUGUUUCGGAGGAGGAAUGGGCCAACCUUCCGGAGGUGGGCGAUAGUCGCAACAAGAAGCAACGCAAUCCACGGGCGGAAAAGUUUACACCCCUGCCGGACAGUGUACUGUCACGCAAUCUUGGCGGUGAUUCGACGACGGCAAUCGAUGGCCGUUCGGGACUUGCUUCAAUGAUACCUGGGGUGGCUACACCGGGCAUGCUAACGCCAAGCGGAGAUCUUGAUUUACGAAAAAUUGGCCAAGCGAGAAAUACGCUCAUGAACGUUAAGCUCUCGCAGGUGUCCGAUUCCGUUGCCGGCCAGACGGUGGUCGAUCCGAAAGGCUAUCUGACCGAUCUGCAGAGCAUGAUCCCGACGUACGGUGGUGACAUAAACGAUAUCAAGAAAGCGCGCAUGCUGCUAAAGAGUGUGCGCGAAACGAAUCCGUACCAUCCACCGGCCUGGAUCGCAUCGGCCCGACUGGAAGAGGUGACGGGAAAGCUCCAAAUGGCACGCAAUUUGAUUAUGCGCGGUUGCGAACAGAACCCCCAAAGCGAAGACCUUUGGUUGGAAGCCGCCCGGCUUCAGCCACCGGACACGGCAAAGGGUGUAAUUGCACAGGCCGCCCGGCGCAUUCCGACCUCGGUACGCAUCUGGAUUAAGGCGGCCGACUUGGAAACGGAACCGAAAGCGAAGCGUCGCGUGUUCCGGAAGGCGCUCGAACACAUCCCGAACUCGGUGCGACUGUGGAAGGCAGCGGUCGAGAUGGAAAAUCCAGAGGAUGCCAAGAUUUUGCUCUCCCGUGCGGUAGAAUGUUGCGGCACGAGCGUAGAGCUGUGGCUAGCGUUGGCCAGGUUGGAAACGUACGAAAACGCUCGAAAGGUGUUGAACAAGGCGCGCGAAAAGAUCCCAACCGAUCGUCAGAUUUGGACCACAGCCGCAAAGCUGGAGGAAGCGAACGGGAACAUUCACAUGGUGGAAAAGAUUAUCGAUCGAGCGUUGUCCUCGCUCAGUGCGAACGGUGUUGAGAUUAACCGUGACCAAUGGCUACAGGAAGCGAUUGAGGCGGAAAAAUCGGGCGCCAUCAAGUGUUGCCAGGCGAUCGUGCGAGCUGUUAUAGCGACCGGAAUCGACGAAGAGGAUCGCAAACAAACGUGGAUCGAUGAUGCGGAAAAUUGCGCCAAAGAAGGUGCGUACGAGUGUGCGCGAGCCGUUUACAGCUACGCGCUGACCGAGUUCCCAUCGAAGAAGAGUAUCUGGCUGCGGGCGGCUUACUUCGAGAAGAAUCACGGAACACGCGAAAGCCUCGAAGCGUUGCUCCAGAAAGCCGUCGCUCACUGUCCCCAGUCGGAAGUGUUGUGGUUAAUGGGUGCAAAGUCGAAAUGGUUGGCGGGUGAUGUACCGGCGGCGCGUGGCAUUCUGUCGCUCGCUUUCCAAGCGAACCCCAACUCGGAAGACAUUUGGUUGGCAGCCGUUAAGCUGGAGUCGGAAAAUGCGGAAUACGAGCGUGCCCGACGGUUGCUGGCGAAGGCACGUGCUUCAGCACCAACGCCACGUGUUAUGAUGAAAUCGGCCAAGCUCGAGUGGGCGCUGGACAAUCUGGACGAGGCGCUUAGUUUGCUCGAGGAUGCGGUUAAAGUUUUCCCCGAGUUUGCUAAGCUUUGGAUGAUGAAGGGACAGAUAGAGGAACAGAAACAGUUGCUGGAACGGGCGGCUGAAUCGUACAAUACGGGAUUGAAACGAUGUCCAAAUUCGAUCCCGUUGUGGCUAUUGUUGGCUGCGCUGGAAGAGAAGCGGAAUCUGCUCACGAAAGCGCGCUCCGUGUUGGAACGUGGUCGGUUGAAGAAUGCAAAGAACGCACUGCUGUGGCUGGCAGCGAUACGCAUCGAGAUACGGGCAGGGAUGAAGGAUAUGGCCAACACGCUGAUGGCUCGUGCAUUGCAGGACUGUCCGAAUGCGGGCGAACUGUGGGCGGAAUCAAUCUUUCUCGAGGCAAGACCACAGAGGAAAACCAAAUCGGUGGAUGCGCUGAAGAAAUGCGAACACGAUCCGCACGUCCUGUUAGCCGUAUCGAAGCUGUUUUGGAGUGAGCGGAAGCUACAGAAAUGUCGCGAUUGGUUCAACCGGACGAUAAAAAUUGAUCCCGAUUUCGGUGACGCGUGGGCAUUCUUUUACAAGUUUGAGCUACAGCACGGUACGGAGCAGCAGCAGCAAGAGCUAAUCGAGCGUUGCAAUGCGGCUGAACCGAAGCACGGCGAGGAGUGGUGCAAGGUGAGCAAAAACAUUGCCAACUGGUGCUUCAAGACGGAGGACGUACUGAAGGCGGUAGUACGUAAUCUACCCACACCGAUCUAGGUUCUCCUGU